UAUAUAAGUGUGAUUUUACCAUCGGUUUAAAUUUUUAUAACAAAGUUUUUUAUUAUUGCAAAUUUACUUAGUACAGAUGUUAAUCUGGCUAGUCAUCUAGUUUUCUUUAUUUAUCGCAGUUAACCAAAAUUAUGUGCGUACCUAUUCGACAAGGCACAAUGUAAUGUUUAACUGGAGAUAAGAGAUUAGCCAGUCAUCAAUGUAUCACAAUCUCAGUUAAAUAGAUAUAAGACCUAUUUAUUCCAAUUGUAUUGAUAACUUAUCUAAAAUACCUACAUGGGCCAAAGAGCUUGUACUAAACAAUUUUUAUCAAUGUACUAUCUAUUUUAUUAUGCUGCUAUUCAUUUUAUUCACGACACGACUGUUGUUUAGUUAGUUUAGAAAUUAUAAAGAUGUCCCAACUUGUAUUUGUCGGAGUAAUAGCAUCAGCUAGGUCUUUAAAAGAUCUCAAUGCUUUUACUGGAUAUUUAAGUGUUGAAAGUGGUGUGAUAACCAGUAUAGGCACAAAAGAGGAAUUGGAUAAUCAAAAAAAUAAAUUUAAGGAUUUUAAAUUUAUACAUCUGAAAUCAAACCAGUUUUUGAUGCCUGGUCUUAUAGAUUGUCAUACACAUGCUCCUCAAUUCCCAAAUAUUGGUCUUGGCUUAGAUCGACCACUGCUAGAAUGGUUGGACAAGUAUACAUUUCCACUAGAAUCUCAAUAUAGUAAUAUAGAUUUUGCUUCUAGAGUUUACGACACAGUAGUUCAACGUUUGUUAAUAAAUGGAACCACAACAGCAUGCUAUUUUGGGUCUUUACACAAAGAAGGUUGUUUGGAAUUAGUCAAAAGUGCCAUUAAAUAUAAACAAAGAGCUUUAGUUGGCAAAGUAAGCAUGAAUAUCAAAAACAAUAUUGGCUAUUAUAAUGAUACACAAACAGAACUGAAGCAAACAGAGGAAUUUAUUCAAAGUGUUUUGGAAUUUAAGAGUGAAUUAGUAUAUCCAAUAGUAACACCACGAUUUGCUGUGAGCUGUGAUCAUGAAUUAAUGUGUGGCUUGUCAAAGAUUGCACAAAAAUAUAAUUGCAGAAUACAGAGCCAUGUAUCAGAAAAUACAAAAGAAAUAGAGCAUGUGCUAAAAUGUUUCUCGGAAUGUACAACAUAUUCACAUGUUUAUGAUCAAUGCGGCAUUCUUACGAAAAAGUGUAUAAUGGCACACGCGGUGCACUUAAGUAAGAAAGAGAUGGAACUAUUUGCUAGUAAGGGUGUCUCUGUCGCACACUGUCCUGCUUCUAACACUAGGCUCAGGUCCGGACUCUGUCCAGUUAGAAGGCUUAUUGAUAACGGUGUCACUGUGGGACUUGGGACUGAUGUGGCCGGCGGUGAUAGCGCAACAAUUUUAGAUGCAAUGCGACGAGCAAUGGAUGUAUCAACACAUCUUGAACUACUUGGGAAUGAGGAAGCUAUCAAUUGGAAAGAAGCAUUCUACUUAGCUACUUUGGGAGGCGCUAAAGCAUUGAAUCUUGACGAAAAAAUCGGCAAUUUUGCAGUUGGCAAGGAGUUUGACGCGCUUGUCAUUGAUGCCUAUUCGAAAAAUGGUCCAACUGACGAUUAUGUUUACCCAUUACCUGCCGAUGAUGAAGAGCAUAUUUUAAACAUUCUUCAACGGUUUUUGUACGUAGGGGACGACAGAAAUAUCGUUCAGGUAUAUGUUAAAGGAGAGAUAGUUAAAGAUAAUCUGUGAUUAUAUUUUAUAUGAAAUAAAAUAUAUUUAUUUUUAUUAAAUUUUUGGUAUCAUAAUCAAUAUCAUAUUAUUAUAUUUUUCUUGAUAAUUAGCGGUUAUGAUUAUGAGUCUAUUAAGCUGGUGCUUUUAAACCAAAGCAUAUUUAUAACAAUUACGUAAAUAAAUUGGAAUACUACAGAAUAUAUAAGCUAUAAGUGUAAUAAAACAUCAUAUUUAUUAA
This is a messenger RNA of Pieris napi, 1938 nucleotides long. RefSeq names its product guanine deaminase. Lineage: Eukaryota; Metazoa; Arthropoda; Insecta; Lepidoptera; Pieridae. Gene Ontology annotation, molecular function: zinc ion binding; guanine deaminase activity. Gene Ontology annotation, biological process: guanine catabolic process. The record is from RefSeq and is a predicted model, not a curated record. Gene Ontology annotation, cellular component: cytosol. The transcript is spliced from 8 exons. The coding region runs from base 393 to 1718 and encodes 441 amino acids.